UUAUUUAUUUAUUUUUUUUUUAUUGGGAGAAAAAAUUAGCUUCUCCCCCAAAUCCAUGGCUGCCAAUUCCCCAAACCCUAACCCCAAUCCCAGUACCGAUGAUCGUAAAUAUCCUCCUCCGCCUUCCCCUGCAAUUAAGCCGGUGGCGAAGGCGGACGGCAAGGAUUUCCUGACACACCUCGAGAUCUACUUAGCCAAGCGCGACGGCGUCGACAAGCUCCUCAAAAUCUCGCGCUACGCCACCAAAGUCCUCCUCGCCUCCUCCAUCGUCGCCGACCACCACCCGCUCCUCCCCCGCCUCAAAUCCUUCGAAGCCAGCGUCGGCGUCAGCCGCAAGGCCUUCCGCCUGGGUAAGUUUGUCCAGGAUAUCAACGCCUUGCGCGGAAUCGAUUUCGCCUCUCGUUCCUCCUCCUACCUCUUCCUCUGCGCGAUCGCCUAUGGCGGUGAAGGUUUAUACUAUUUCGUCGAGCAAUUGGUGUGGUUGGGAAAAGCCGGACUGAUCGACAAGCGGCGUUUGCCGAAGCUGCAGCUGAUGAGCGCCUGGUGCGAAUUCGUCGGGUAUUUCGGUAGCGUGAGCUUGAAGGUGCUUGAAUUGAGGAAGAUCGGUGAAAUUGAGUCGUCGUCGUCGUCGUCAUCGGAGGAGGAUGUGAAGAAGUUGAGGGAGAAGAAGAAGAUGAAGAGGCUGUCUGUGGUUCAGGAUUUUGCGGAUGCGUUGAUGGCGUUGGCGGAUAUUAGAGAAGGAAUUGCGCCACCGCCGGCGGUGAUUUCCUCCGCCGGGCUGCUGUCGGCGGUGAUCAGCACUCAUAAGAAUUGGGUUUCUUGCUGAGCUAGGUACGCAAUUGAUUGAUUAAUUAAUUUUCUGUGUUGUGCUGAUGAUUUGUUGAGUUAAAGAUUAGAAUUUAGGGUUAGAGAGAGAGAUGAAUAAUUGGAGAAUUGUUGUUGGUUGAUUGGAUGAACAGAGAGAGAGAGAGAGAGAGAGAGAGAGAGGUUUAGGUAAAUUGAUAAUGGAAGAAGAAGAAGAAGAUGAUGAUGAUGAUGAUGAAGAAGAAGAGGAAUAAGAAUUGGAAUUGGAAUUGAAAGUAAAACAUGAUGCAAUGUUGAAAUGUUGUUAGCUGUUCCUCCUUUGA
This is a messenger RNA of Andrographis paniculata, 1127 nucleotides long. RefSeq names its product peroxisomal membrane protein 11A-like. NCBI's taxonomy places the organism in Eukaryota, Viridiplantae, Streptophyta, Magnoliopsida, Lamiales, Acanthaceae. Gene Ontology annotation, biological process: regulation of peroxisome size; peroxisome fission. Bases 56 to 826 code for a protein of 256 amino acids. The record is from RefSeq and is a predicted model, not a curated record. Gene Ontology annotation, cellular component: peroxisomal membrane. The transcript has a single exon.